GAAGCGGAGGAACCUAGCAGCUGUGUAAGCAGAUACUUCCUGCCUCUCUUUAUAGUAGCGUUACUCAGGAAGUUGUCUGAUUGGCUUCCGAGUGUUGUGGUUUGACUUCAGCCGUAAGCAUGUUAGGUACGGAGAUCAAUGAGACUCUUCAGGUACCUGGCCUCCACGUGCCAAACUCGGAGGACAGUAACACAGCCUCAUCCAGCUGCUACAGUCAUCGGCGCCGACGAUUUAAGAUGAGACGGUCAAAGUCCUCGCGCAGCCGAGAAAUGGCGCAAAGUAUGGACUCUGCCAAGAAUUCUGAGUACCUACAGUUACCUUCCAUCGAAAUAACUCCGUCCAGUGAUGAAGACAGCGCACGAUCAAACGGCUCCACUCCGAGCACAUCGCCGAGGCGCCAAGGACUGAAAUUAAAGAGUUGGGGGAAUAUUCAGAUGAAAGAGGGGACUGAUGCUGAAACCCAGGGGCUCAGUGAAAGCAGCACGGCAAGUAACUCGAACCGAAGUUCGCCUGCUUGUUCCCCGAUCCUGCGCAAGCGUUCUCGCUCACCGACACCCCAACAGAGUGAAGGAGAAAUCAUGGUGGAAAAAAGCUCAGACCAUUCAUCAGACAAAUCCCCUCCAACCCCCGAACCCGGGGUACAGAGGAGUGGAUCCUCACAAUCAGGGCGGAGUGGAGGCAAAAACUCCAAGUAUGACAGACUUAACCUGAUCAAAAUUCAGAGCAGACUGUGUCUUCCUGCUGUAAAGAGACCACUGACUCGGACCCAUUUAAAGAAAAGCCAGAGCUGGUACAAUCAUGAACGACAGCACAUACGCAGAGUACUAAGUCCAACAUAUAAACAGAGAAACGAGGACUUUCGCAAACUUUUUAAACAGCUUCCAGACACAGAACGUCUGAUUGUAGAUUACUCAUGUGCUUUGCAAAGAGAUAUCUUGCUGCAGGGCCGUCUGUACCUAUCGGAGAACUGGAUAUGUUUUUACAGCAACAUUUUCCGUUGGGAGACCCUGCUGACGGUGCGUUUGAAAGAUAUCUGCUCGAUGACCAAGGAAAAAACAGCAAGGCUUAUUCCCAAUGCCAUCCAGCUCUGCACGGAUACCGAGAAGCACUUUUUCACCUCAUUUGGGGCAAGAGAUCGCACAUACAUGAUGAUGUUCAGACUGUGGCAGAAUGCUCUGCUUGACAAGCCGCUCUGUCCCAAGGAGCUCUGGCAUUUUGUUCACCAAUGCUACGGAAAUGAGCUAGGACUCACAAGCGAUGACGAAGAUUACGUCCCCCCUGACGAUGACUUUAACACUAUGGGGUACUGCGAAGAAAUUCCGGUUGAGGAUGUGGAAGUCAAUGAUAAUUCUACAAAAAGCACCAAUGACAUGAAACACGAAACCAACUCCAACUUGCAGGAGCCUUCAUUAACCAGUAGCAAUGUCACGUCCACUACCAGUAGCGAGGUGCCCCCUCAGUUUGAUGGGACUAUGCUGGACGACAUAGAUGCUUCAUUAGAAAGGGAGAUGCUAAUUGCAAAUUUCGAGGAGCAGAAAGUGGAACUUCUUCCCCCUGUCCUGUCUCCGUCCUUGGACUUUAAUGAUAAUGAAGAUCUUCCCACGGAGCUCAGCGACUCAUCAGACACCCAUGAUGAAGGUGAAGUACAAGCAUUCUAUGAGGACUUGAACGGACGUCAGUACGUCAACGAGGUUUUCAGUUUCAACGUGGACAAGCUGUUCAGCCUGCUGUUUACAGAGUCUCCGUUCCUGAGAGACUUCAUGGAGCAGCGUCGAUUCUCGGAAGUAAUAUUUCACCCGUGGAAGAAGGAGGAAAAUGGAAAUCAGACAAGAGUUAUACUCUAUACCAUUGCACUCACAAACCCAUUGGCGCCCAAAUCUGCUACAGUAACGGAGACACAGACGCUGUACAAGGCAAGCCAGGAGAGUGAAUGUUACGUUGUAGAUGCUGAAGUGCUGACCCACGACAUUCCUUAUCAUGAUUACUUCUACACAAUCAACCGCUACACUCUGACGCGAGUCGCAAGAAACAAAAGUCGGCUAAGGAUCUCAACAGAGCUUCGUUAUCGGAAGCAGCCUUGGGGACUCGUGAAAGCCUUCAUAGAGAAGAAUUUUUGGAGUGGAUUGGAUGAAUAUUUUCAUCACUUGGAGAAUGAUCUCACUAAAGCAGAGACAGCAUAUCUAUCUGACCUUCACCGACAGUCCCCUAAAGAAAAGAGCAACAAGAUGGCAUCUGCUCGUCGAAGGAAGCGACCUCACGUGCACAUGCGAAUUCCCCAUCUACAGGAUGUCUUGAGUCCAGUAACCACCCCUACCGACGAGGAGAGGCAGCAUCGCAUCAGACACGUGGCAGGAUCCACCCAGACAAGACAUCUUCCCGAGGAAAAACACAGCCAUCUCCAGAGCAUUUCAAAACUCCUGCUGGUCAUUAGCUGUGUUCUGAUUCUCCUAGUAUUGCUCAAUGUGAUGCUGUUCUACAAGCUGUGGAUGUUGGAAUACAGCACCCAGGCAAUGACAACGUGGCAAGGGCUACGAUUACCGGAAAGCCGUUUACCGCAGUCUCAAGCCGAAUGGACCCAGCUGUUGGAAUCACAGCAAAAGCACCAUGACACGGAGAUGCAGAAAUGGAGGCAAAUCAUAAAGUCCUCUGUUAUGUUAUUAGACCAGAUGAAAGAUUCUCUAAUAAAUCUUCAAAACGGAAUAAUUUCUCGAGACUUUGCUUCGGAUCCAGAGGAGAAACCGUAUCAAUGAGACUUCGGGGCAGACAACGGGGAUAAUAGUGUGCAAUAUAUGUACAGAGAAGAUUUAUAUGUAGAUACAUAUAAAUAUGUAUACUAUGAAUACAAAUUUAUAUUAUAUAAUUCUAAAAGACUGAGCUACUCUAGUCAGGUAUGAUGUGCUGCCUGAAAUGGGACCCUUUGAACGUACUAUCAAACGUUUGUUUUGGACUCUGCAAUUACGUUCUCGUGAAAGAUUAGCGCAGCUCUUCUUUGGAGCAAGGAUCUUUCUCAAUCCAGUGUGUAAAUAUACGCCAUUGCUCUACCUCCGACAUCCGCAAACCUCGUGUAUGUCAGCCUGACGCUGCCCAUGCACCAGAACGGUGCUCACUGAGGCCCCCAAGUGGAAAGGUGCUGAGGAGACAAACAGAGGCACCACAGAACUAUGAGGAAAGGAGAAGGGAGCUCUGCACAAAAGCUCCCAGCGGAUAUAUUUUAUCAGACACGAUUAGACUAAUCCGUGAAGACUCUACUGCCGCCAAGCACUUGUCUGACCCACCUUGACAGUGUAACAUCUGAGAAGUGUCCUGUCUCCUAGAUGGAGCAAUACGUGGAUAAUGCUAGUUUUUAUAAUAUUUUUUUUUUUUUUCUCUUGAGUAACUUAAAGCUUAAACAAAUUAAGGGGUUUGGGUAUUUGUUUUAUACUUUCAAAAAGUAUGAAAUUCCUAUUGAAACAUUGAAACAGGUUUUGUCAGCUGCCGCUCUCCACUAGGCUGCUGGUGUAGAGACGGUGGACCGUCUGUGGGAGUUCCUUUCAAACCAUUGUUUGGCAUGAACCAUCUGCUGUCUCUGUAUCUCAUUUAGGUGGUUCAUCCAAAAUACAAUGUGUUUAACGUGUGGGAUACAUUGAGAGCCACUGCUUCAGAACAUUUCAGAUGACUGUUUGGCAAACUAUGAAUGUGUCUGGUUAGGAAAAAAAAAGGCUUGAAUUUCUAAAUGAUUGCUGCUAAGACUCUGGGGGAAAUCUCCAGAUAAUGACCUAUGUAUUUGCAUACACGAAAAGAGGUCUAUUCAUCAUCUCAAUUGCUUUUUCUGGCCCUUCCUUUUCUUCUGUUACUGUAGCUUGUCUAUAAAUGGUGGGUGUUGGAGAAAGGAUGACUCCAACCACACCUUUGGAAAGGGCUUUCUGUCGACCUGCAGGAUCUGGUCGAUUCUGCCAUAAAUCUGUUUAAAGGUUACUUCUGCUAUAGAGGUGGAUGGGCGUAUAGCUGUACAGUGUGGAACACACGGUUUCUUGGCAAUUAUGUGCUUUUUGUGAUAAAGAUUCGCCUGACAUACCUGCUGUAUGAAGUGUCUGUGCUCAUUCUUUGUCAAGAAUAGUGCGGUCCCAUUGUGGUCUUGACCAGCAGUUGCUAACCUUGGCUCCUUAAAGUUUGUAAACUACAAUCACCAUGGUGCUCAGGUAGGCCUUGCUUUUACAGCCACCACAGUAAUGCCAGAACAACAAAAAUGAAGCACAUUAAUAGGCAACUUCUACAGGUCUUCAUUCGGAUAGCUAUGUUUUACAGGUGGCUGAGCACCAUGGGAGUUGUAGUUCAAAUACAAGUUUAGCCUUUGCUGAUCUUGAGGGUCCUUAAGAUUGUCCACAUUUGAUAUCUCUACAUGCAUUUUUAACGUUAUUAAUCAUCAGGGUUAAGAAACAAAUGGAGUAUGAUUUACUAAAUUAUGUUAUCCCAAAAGGACUCUCUGCUGUGCCCGUAUAGUUGCUUUUUCCUGUAAAGAGUGCUGUUAGUGUCCCUAUUUUAGCAGCAUUGGCAACAGCCUGUUCAAUAGAUAAUACUACAAGUAUGUUGAGCAGGCGAUGAGGGUAAUAUUGAAGUUUGUAUUUGAACUCGGCUCUGUAGCUUUUCCAAAGAUUGAUGGGUGUGCGUGAUAUGACAUUAUAUGUCUUUGUUUGCGUUUUGUUUUAAUUCUCUUGGCUGCAUAGCAGCUUUUGAAAUAAGGACGAAUGUAGAGUGAGUGAGUGUUUUACGCUUUCUCCAGUGACUGUUGUAAUACGAAGUGUAUCACUAAGUGAUGACGUAAUUUGAAGACUGACAUUUGGGCAGCAGGAAUUGCCAAGAAUCAGUCUCGUGUUUUGACAGAGAUGCUGAGCACUAUCUGACAAAGACAAAGUUAACUAUCAAUGUUAUUGUAUUUAUUAUUAUUUAUUUGAACAUAGUUAUGUGAACCGUCAACAUUUCACAAUUUUCCUUCUCACCUGUUGAUACCAAGGGAGCAAAAUAGUCCCCUGUUCGUGUCUUUAUUUAAGGCUUGAGUUAGGUUUUAUUCAAAGCUUGAGUUUUGAGAUAGAUCACAAUAAUAAUUAUAAUUUUUUUCUUGGGGUGGGGGCUGGGGACAGACAAAUCCAGACUCCGAAAAAUCUA
Messenger RNA from Pelobates fuscus (common spadefoot toad), 5142 nucleotides. RefSeq names its product GRAM domain containing 1B (gene GRAMD1B). The record is from RefSeq and is a predicted model, not a curated record. Gene Ontology annotation, cellular component: endoplasmic reticulum-plasma membrane contact site; endoplasmic reticulum membrane; plasma membrane. NCBI's taxonomy places the organism in Eukaryota, Metazoa, Chordata, Amphibia, Anura, Pelobatidae. Gene Ontology annotation, biological process: intracellular sterol transport. The transcript is spliced from 22 exons. Bases 120 to 2750 code for a protein of 876 amino acids. Gene Ontology annotation, molecular function: cholesterol binding; cholesterol transfer activity.